Cryptomeria japonica (Japanese cedar) is the source of this 1819-nucleotide messenger RNA. Its product is annotated as chromo domain-containing protein LHP1. The record is from RefSeq and is a predicted model, not a curated record. The transcript is spliced from 6 exons. Lineage: Eukaryota; Viridiplantae; Streptophyta; Pinopsida; Cupressales; Cupressaceae. The coding region runs from base 226 to 1446 and encodes 406 amino acids. Gene Ontology annotation, cellular component: nucleus. Gene Ontology annotation, biological process: heterochromatin formation.
UGAUAGGAAAUUGAAUAUACCAAAUGGAAAAAUCUUUCCACUAAUUUGGAAAGAGAAAAAAGGGGGGAAACUCUGAAAGGGAAAUUCGUUCGUACGACAGAUCCGGCAUUUGAAAUGCACAGGUGAAGCACACCAUGAUCUGAAAUACCUUCCUUUACUUCACUACUGGGGGGCUGAAGCUCAGACUACUAACAUACAGUGAAGGGUUCGUGUUUGGCUGGAGAGAUGGCAAGAAAAAGUGCCUCACCAGCUGUAACUCCGAAAGAGAAGAAGCAGCAGCAGCAAAGCGAGCAAGGCCGGAGAAAAAAGGACAAAGAGAAGACGCCCAGAACUUCUCCCAGGCUUAAAUCUGCUUCCCCAACGGCUUCUUCAUCUAAUGCCAAAGAUAAAGACAAUGAUGACAAUGCGGGUGAGGUUAUUGAAAAUAACGCAAGUAUGUUGGGAGAAGGGUUUUAUGAAGUUGAAACCAUUCGCAAGAAACGCAUUCGCAAGGGCAAGGUGGAGUAUCUUGUUAAAUGGCAGGGUUGGCCAGAGAGUUCUAAUACCUGGGAACCUUAUCGCAAUGUUAGAUCAUGCAUUGACAUAAUACAAGAAUUUGAGAAAAGUAAUAGCAGUGCUGGAAAGAGUGGGAGAAAGAAGCGGAAGCCUUCUCCAGAAGAACAAGAAGAGGAAGAAGAAGCUACAGAAGCAGGACUGUCAGAUGUGCACAACGAAGUUGCAGAUUUGAUGGAAGAUGAAAACUUGCAAGGAGGGAUUUCAAAACAAGGUGAGGCUGAAGGAGCACCAGUCAGCACCCAGGACAAUGCGAAGCACACUGAGGGGCUUGGUGAAGAGAAUAAUCCUGAUAGGAUUGAAGAGACACAGAGUUUAUGCCAGAAGAACAAAACUGAGAAGCCAUCCUAUUCUGCUUCCUCUGAACCUGCAAAGGAAAACGGAACAAAGGCUUUCCAACUUGUGCUUGAAGAAGAGAGCAAAACAGCAGCAGAAGGAAAGGAAGACACUCUUCCUAGUGGUUGUGAACUGAGUGUUUCAAAGAAAGGGUACCCUGGCCUCGGGAGGCAUGUGAAGCAGAGGGAUGAGGGGGAGGAUCAGCAAGCAUGCCAAAGUCUUGACAAGCAACAGGAAAAGACAGUUUUUAAUGGAGAUGGAUUUGCCCAAGUGGAGGAGAACAAUAACAAUGACAUUGCCAACACCCAAGAGUGCUCAGUGCCUUUGUCUUCAGCAUGUCCUCAAUCUAACCAGUUUCCUGCCAUCACAAAUAUACUCAAGGCGAUCAGUUAUAACAAUUGCACAUCAAAGGACAAACCAGAUGUAACUGUUCUUUUCAAGGCUCAAAGAUCGGAUGGGCAGGAAGCUGUGGUUGACAACAAAUUUUUAAGAAUUCACUACCCAUGUUUGUUGAUUGAUUUUUAUGAACAGCAUCUCCGAUACAGCACUGUACAGUAGAAAUGCAAAGAGUAAGCUAUAGAGUAGUUAUAAUGACACUGUAGUUUGUCAGUUAGAUGUCUUUGUUACUCACUGCAAUAUAGUUGACUUGGGAAUGACCAAUGUAAAUGUUCAAGGCUGUGUGGAAGGUUCGUUGCUGGGCAUUUUAUAUCAGGUUUUGUGGAUACUGUACCCAACCAUUGGGCACAGGAACUUUAUUGUCAGUUAUUUGACAAUUGUGGCGAGCUUUGGCUCAUGUUUGUUGAUAUUUGUGUUCUAUAAUCAAGUGGAAUGAGUGAAGCUGUUAACGCCCAAUCCAAGCAUGAUAUUUUGUACUGACUUAACUACUGAACAAUUGGAAACCUAUUCAUAAGAUGUCUACACAUUUUUUGAA